Serpula lacrymans var. lacrymans S7.9 is the source of this 348-nucleotide messenger RNA. RefSeq lists its product as uncharacterized. NCBI's taxonomy places the organism in Eukaryota, Fungi, Basidiomycota, Agaricomycetes, Boletales, Serpulaceae. The transcript has 2 exons. The record is from RefSeq and is a predicted model, not a curated record. The coding region runs from base 1 to 348 and encodes 115 amino acids.
AUGGAGGAUCUGGUUGUGCGUGCCAAACGUCUCUUGCACGGAACAAAUUGCUGGCUGCUUUUAGCAGCCCAGCAUCCCCAGGCCAAUGUCCAUUUUAUCCACUACACAUCUCCUCGCUUGCAUCGUGAGGCCAAGGCUGACACUAACCAGAUUGUGAACUCAUUUGCUGACACUAUCAACAACCUUCAGAAUGCUCGGCGAACCGAUGCCAUCGAGUUGUCGCAAAAACUCUCGGAAGCUAAUCAGUCUAAGGAACGGGCAGAGGCUGAGUUAGCUAGACAACAGGUUGACCUUGCAGAAAAAGAUGCAUUGAUCUCUGAAUACAGAAGCCGGCUGGGGUUGCCUUAA